ACUGACCACAAGCUUGUUUUCAACUAGCUUUAAAACGAAGACGUGUCCUGGCUACUUAAACACAACUACACAGGAACAAGGAACUAAAUCAUUUAAUCUUUAAUGGUUAAAGAGCAGAAAUGUCUGAUGACAUUUAUAACAAUGUCAUUGGGACUGAGUUUGAGAAAAUGAUCAAAGAUAUAGAGGAGAUGACAGUGGUUAAAUAUGAGAUUGUUGAUUGUGUGAGAGGUCGUGAAUUCAGGGCAGAGACGAAGACACCCCAACAACUUCAGCAGACAGGAAGUGAUUCAGUGAUGGUCAGAAACUACAGAGCAGCUGUAGUGUGUUUGGUGCUGCUGUGUGUUCUUCUGCUGACUGCAGUCAUAGUGCUGUGUGUCACACUCACUCAAGAGAGACAACAGUUCAUAACCAAGAAUGAAAACCUGACCAAUGAGAGAGAGCAGCUAAUACUCAAAAACACAAACCUGACCAAUGAGAGAGAGCAGCUAAUACUCAAGAACACAAACCUGACCAAUGAACUUCGUUUCUGUGUUGGAUGGACUUGCUAUCAGUCCAGUUUUUACUACAUGUCCAAAGAGAAGAAGAACUGGACUGAGAGCAGAAGAUACUGUACAGAGAGAGGAGCAGAUCUGAUCAUCAUAAACAACAGAGAGGAAAAAGAUUUCAUUCACAACAUGUCUGGUAAUGCUUUAUUUUAUAUUGGCCUGACUGACAGUGAAGUGGAGGGCAGAUGGAAAUGGGUAGACAACAGCACACUGAACUCUAGUGUCAGCUUCUGGGCGUCAGGAGAGCCAAAUGGAGGACAAGUCGGUGUAGAAGAGGACUGUGUUGUGACUGUAGCUGUGCCACAGCCAGGGUGGGAUAAUUUACUAGGCUGGCUUGAUGUUGCAUGUGAUACAACUUAUCAAUGGAUCUGUGAGAAGAGGAUUUCACAGUUCAUUCUACCAUAGGAACAUCACACACCUUUCUGACACAAGUUCAACAAUCAAAACUUUUGUAAUAAUUGAUUAUCAUUUAAAAGUGUUUCUCAACCUUGUAUCUGGAAGACGCCCACAACCGCACAUUUUGACUCCCAUUUCAUGUCCAAAAUACAAAAUGUGCAAAAUGGGUCUCCAGAAGUGUGUUUCAUUCAGCCACAAAUGCUUUGUAAGUGAACAUCAGAGUUUUUCAAUUUAUAAGUGAGGUUUCAGUCUUCAUUUUUUAUUUGUACAUUAUCCAGUUAUACAUCACCAGUCUCUGCAAAACACUCCAGUACUUAAAACAAGUUUGAAUAAAACAAAAGUGUUAAACAGGA
This is a messenger RNA of Carassius carassius (crucian carp), 1294 nucleotides long. RefSeq names its product C-type lectin domain family 4 member C-like. Lineage: Eukaryota; Metazoa; Chordata; Actinopteri; Cypriniformes; Cyprinidae. The coding region runs from base 120 to 950 and encodes 276 amino acids. The transcript is spliced from 5 exons. The record is from RefSeq and is a predicted model, not a curated record.